This is a messenger RNA of Macadamia integrifolia, 869 nucleotides long. RefSeq names its product probable glutathione S-transferase. Gene Ontology annotation, biological process: glutathione metabolic process. The transcript is spliced from 2 exons. Gene Ontology annotation, cellular component: cytoplasm. Bases 61 to 723 code for a protein of 220 amino acids. Gene Ontology annotation, molecular function: glutathione transferase activity. The record is from RefSeq and is a predicted model, not a curated record. Lineage: Eukaryota; Viridiplantae; Streptophyta; Magnoliopsida; Proteales; Proteaceae.
UCUAUAACAUCAAGUGCUUUCUCUGAUUUGAUAUCUAGAAGAAGCUAAGUGACCAUAACAAUGGCGGAUGAGGUAAUUCUUUUGGAUGCCUUGCUCAGUCCUUUUGGAAUGAGGAUCAGAAUUGCCUUGGCCGAGAAAGGAGUCAAGUAUGAGUACAAGGAAGAGAACCUGCUAGAAAAGAGUCCUCUGCUUCUCAAGAUGAACCCUGUUCAUAAGAAGAUUCCUGUUUUGAUUCAUAACGGUAAACCCAUCUGUGAAUCCCUUGUUAUUGUUCAAUACAUUGAUGAGGUUUGGAAGGGCACAUCUCCUUUGCUGCCCCCUGAUCCUUACCUCCGAGCUCAAGCCAGGUUUUGGGCUGAUUUCAUUGACAAGAAGAUUUAUGACUGUGGUAGGAGGACAUGCAUGUCGAAAGGAGAAGAGAAGGAGGUAGCAAAGAAGGAGCUGAUAGAGACCUUGAAAGUGUUGGAAGGAGAACUUGGUGAGAAGCCCUACUUCGGGGGAGAGAAGUUUGGAUACGUGGAUUUGAGCCUUAUCCCCUUCCACACUUGGUUCUACUCCUAUGAAACAUUUGGGAACUUCAGCACGGAAGCUGAGUGGCCAAAGCUUAGUGCUUGGGCUAAGAGGUGCUUGCAGAAGGAGAGUGUAUCAAACUCCCUUGCUGAUAUUCAACAAAAAGUCUACCACUACUUUGUGCAGAAGAGGAAGAUGUCUGGGAUUGAGUAGAAUUAAAAAUAUGAGAGAAUAGAUAAUGAAAACUAUAUAUAAAGUCUGCUACCCAAUAGGGAGCAGGAUAUAUAUGAAGGGUCUUUCCCUUUGGGUUUUGUUGGGUUUUGUUUUGCUGCAAUGAAGGAAAUAGAUUUUCAGCUUUC